UGCGAUCAAUUUUUCUAUUUUACACCAUCCAUUCCACAUACUCUCACAAAGCGAGCGCUUCAUCUGCAUUUUUUACCGGCCCUAAAUUAAAGGGUAUAUCAGAAGAUUAAAGAUUUGGAAAGUAAAAUAUAAAAAAAGAAUUAAAAAAAAAAGAAAUUGAAGAAAUUAGCAGUUCAGAUUCGGGUCGGGUCUUCUUGUGAGAAGAUCUGAGGAUUUGGAAAAAUGAGCGCUUCUCGGUUCAUAAAAUGUGUGACAGUUGGUGAUGGUGCUGUUGGAAAAACUUGUCUUUUGAUUUCUUACACCAGCAACACUUUCCCCACGGAUUACGUGCCAACGGUGUUUGAUAAUUUCAGUGCCAAUGUUGUUGUUAAUGGUGCAACGGUCAAUUUAGGCUUGUGGGAUACUGCCGGACAGGAGGAUUAUAACAGAUUAAGACCGUUGAGUUAUCGUGGGGCUGAUGUUUUUAUUUUGGCGUUUUCUCUUAUUAGCAAGGCUAGCUAUGAAAAUGUUUCUAAGAAGUGGAUUCCAGAGUUGAAGCAUUAUGCCCCUGGGGUUCCGAUAGUCCUUGUUGGGACCAAACUCGAUCUUCGGGAUGAUAAGCAGUUCUUUGUAGACCAUCCUGGUGCAACUCCCAUAACUAAUGCUCAGGGAGAGGAGCUUAAGAAGACGAUUGGAGCACCCGAGUACAUCGAAUGUAGCUCAAAAACACAGGAGAAUGUUAAGGGAGUUUUUGAUGCUGCAAUUAAAGUUGUCCUCGCUCCUCCAAAGUCAAAGAAAAAGAAGAAAGCUGGUCAAAAGGCUUGCUCUAUAUUAUGAUUGGAAAAGUUAAUGGGGGUUUACAAAAAUUAUCUAGCUAUGUUUUUACCUUUCUUUCCUUUUGUCUUUUUCCCGCUUUUUCAUAGAAAGUCAUCAAGGCUAGCAGUGAUCAUCCAUGUGAAGCAUCAGUUAGCUUAUCGUGUGUCUCCAUCAGCCGUGAUCCCUUGUCAGGUUUUGAUUUCAUUUUUCUUCCAUGUAAUACUUUCGACCAGAUAUCCAGUUAGCUUAAUGAAAUUGUCUUGGAUUCA
This is a messenger RNA of Erigeron canadensis, 1064 nucleotides long. RefSeq names its product rac-like GTP-binding protein ARAC1. NCBI's taxonomy places the organism in Eukaryota, Viridiplantae, Streptophyta, Magnoliopsida, Asterales, Asteraceae. The coding region runs from base 223 to 816 and encodes 197 amino acids. Gene Ontology annotation, molecular function: GTP binding; protein kinase binding; GTPase activity. The record is from RefSeq and is a predicted model, not a curated record. Gene Ontology annotation, biological process: regulation of cell shape; establishment or maintenance of cell polarity; small GTPase-mediated signal transduction. Gene Ontology annotation, cellular component: cytoplasmic vesicle; cell projection; nucleus. The transcript is spliced from 8 exons.